This is a messenger RNA of Aegilops tauschii subsp. strangulata, 810 nucleotides long. Lineage: Eukaryota; Viridiplantae; Streptophyta; Magnoliopsida; Poales; Poaceae. The record is from RefSeq and is a predicted model, not a curated record.
AUGCCCGUCGUCGCCCACUCCCCCCUCGAUCUGGAUCGAGAUCGAGGGCUCGACCCACCGUCGUCGCCGUUGCCUCCUCAUCCCCGCCGUCUAGCUCCGUGGCCGGAUCGACCAAGGCCGCCCCAACACCGCGCCUCGACCCCGUCGCCGCUCGACACCGACCGCCGCCCGACGCUACCUCGCCGCAGCCCAGAGCUCCUUCGCCUCGUCUGUCGCCCCGUCCUCGUCUCCCCCUCGACGGCUCCACCGAGCCACGCCUACCCCCUACCUGCCAACGCCGGUGAGGGCCUCGCCCUCCCCUCUCCCACUGUCCCGCACGCGCCCCGGCACCGUCCUUCGCCGUGCCAACACGUGCUCGCCGCGCCUUCGACCGCGCCCAGCGACCCUCCUCCCGUGCGGCUCUCUGGACCUCACCGCACACGCUCCCCACGAGCCCCCGCCCGCGGCACGGCGCCCACAUCGUGCGCGCCCGCAACCGCCCGCGCAUGGUCGUCCCUGCCCGACCGCGCUCCGCGCUGCACCGGCCUCGUACGACGCUCCCCUGCCCGCGGCUGUUUGCACCUCGCCGUGCCGAACCCCCUCCCCCCACGGUGGCCUGGCCGCGCCCGCGCCAUGGCGCUGCUUGGCCGCCCCGCUGCCUGCUGCGGUGCUGCUGCCUUCGCCCGUUUCCGGUGGCCGCUACCUCCCUGUCCGCCCCUGCCUUGCUUCCUCCACGUGAGCGCGGCUCGCGCGCCCACCCAUGGCCUCGUCAGGGCCCCGUGCCCCUUCCCCGCGUGCCCAGCCGUGGCGCUGGCCGACCUGUGCCACUGA